CGGCUCCCCUGGGCUCGGCUCCCCUCGCCUCGCCUCGCCCGCCGGUGGCAGAGGAUUACGCCGUCUCAGGUGCUGCUCAGGAAUUGCUACUACUGGUGUAAGGACUUUGGUGUGAAGACAUCAUAGUAAUAGUUCACCUUGAUCACCAGAACAAACUCUACAAGAGAUGGAGGACACUGAGCCAUGGUAUUCUCAGCGAGUGUAUGCAAGAUACUGGAAGCACUAUGACUUAGCCAUGCGCUGGAUGCGCAGGCACCAGAGAGCCUACAGGAAAGCCAUGGAGUCCUUUUAUUGCCCACCAUGGCAUCCUUCUGCAGCCUCUCCAAGUAGCCGCUACUCAGAUUGGGAUGGGAAUGAUCUCCCGCAUACCCAAAACUAUUCUUCCAGCUAUAGCCCACACGGCAGAGCACCGUACCAUGGGGGAGCUCAGCAGUACAGAGAUGCCUACCAAGGGAGGAAGGAUGAUGACAGAGACUCCGAAAUGGACGAGGACUCUGAGUCUGAAGGGGAGAUAGAAUAUGACUUGAGUAACAUGGAAAUCACAGAGGAGCUUCGCCAGUUCUUUGCAGAGACAGAGAGGCACCGGGAAGAACUGCGGAGGCAGCAGCAGCUGGAGGCUGAGCAUCAGUACGUGGAGGCUGAUCAAGACCUUCACAAAAGGAUGGAGCGUUCUGUGCAGCCACCUACAGAAAGACCUGGGGAGAGGCGAAUGGCAGAAAUGAAGAUACUGUAUGGUGCUGAUGCUCCCAAAAUUCAGGCAAUGGAGGCUGCCAUGCAGCUUAUCUUUGACAGAAACUGUGACAAAAAGCAGCCCAAAUACUGGCCCAUUAUCCCCCUUAAGUUGUGAGUACCUUGACUGUGCUCUUACCUGGCACAGGUCUGCAGGGUCAGGUGCCUCAGGUUAUGCUGCUGAAAGAAGAAACUGCAAAUGUUGGGUUUGGUUGUGCUUUGGGGUAGAGGACAGCAAGGGCAGCAUGUUUCUUUGCUCUGUGUUCCUUUUACACUCUCUGUCAGCGAUGGUCACAGUCCUUUCUACUACACACAGUUGUCAAAUAGUACUAGGAGGGACAGUAAUACCAAACCUGUCUAAAGUCAUAGAUUCACUCAUUUGAUACCUGCCUUCCUUGAGCAUGCUUGCAAGAAAUGCAAUAAUGUCUAUACUCAGUGAACUGGGAAAAUUUAAAGCAAUGCCAAAAAAGAAAACUGCCUUCUCUUCCCAUUUAGGAAAUUGAGUAGUCCCAUUUUUCAGUCUUGUUUAACAUAGUAGCAUUUGGAUCCUGUUUAACACAGCACAGCUUAAAGUGUUACCUCUGCUGAUCUUUGAUAUCUUUUUUUUUUGGAGAACCAGGAGCCCACUGGCCAAGAUACAACAUAUCAAAUUACUGUAGCCCAACCAUUUGAAUUAUUUUUCAAAGGUUUAUAAUAAAGCAGGAAGUUUUUCUUCCAGACUGAUACUUGUCUGGCAGGAGUUGACUCUAAAGCAAAAUUACAUAGAAGAAUAUUUUAAUUAAGGGGGAGUGGGAGAGAAGCCUGAUGUGUCCCUGUCAGUUAGAGAUCUGUUUAACAGAAGAGAAACUUAAGAGGACAAAGCACUCUUUGGGCCAAUGUCUACAGUCAUUUUUGUCAUUCUAAUAAAAGCACCUAAUUGGUUUGAAGCUUUAAAGAAGACCUAUUAGUUGGAUAGGCUAAGGGUAUGUAUGUAUGCUGUAUAUGUAGCUGUGGAAGCCACAUAGCUCUGAGAGCUAUGUUUUAUUUCAGGUGCAGCAUUGCAAUGCCCACCUGCAUAUUACAUGGACAAAGCUUAAACACAGGCAAGUUAGAUGUGCCUCUGUGUGUACUCAUCCAUCCACACAGGCUGUUUGGCUCCACUUCUGUCGCUCUGUUAUUGCUGGUCAGUUGUGCUUGCCCUGCUAAUAGCUGACCAGGUAGAGUGAGUGCAGGAGAGGCUGAAUUGGCCCCUUAGUACUGUUGACUCCUUAUAAAAUGGUACCCUGAGCACGUCCAGGGACUUUAUGCUAUGGGUCACUGCGUGCUGAAGGGCUAUAGUUUGUAAUAAGCAGCAUUUCUGUGCCAGAGCAAAGGAACUUCAUGCUAUUUUAAUUGUUACAAACAUGCACAUGUCUUUUUGGCAGCAGAGGAAGGUCACAACUAAAAUUCUAACUUCAGUUCAUGCCCAUUGUGUCUGGUGUAUCUCUGUAGCAUGUCUAGUUUCUAAGACACAUUGCUGUGCCCUCUGCAGCAGCCACCUGCCCCAAAGGAAGUCUGCAGUGUAGUUUAGGAUAUCUUUGGUUUUGCUAGCAGUUACUAUGCGUUUUCAAAGCAGCAUUUUCACUUCAGUACCACUUAAUUCACUUUAGAUGUGAUGAGAUGGAGUUAAAUUGAACACUGAAAUUAAAAGCCCACUGUCUCCAAGAUCUAUUACUAGUGUGAUUAAUCUGAAAAACUUGUGUGUGAGAUAGGAGAGGGAAAAAGGUUAUGAACAGUGCUACAUUUGUCUUCAUUUUUGGUUUUGGUGGGUUUUGUCAGAUAUUCAGUGUUUUGUUUGGUUUUCCUUUUGUUGACCAAAUAAAUUUUCUUCAUAACA
This is a messenger RNA of Apus apus (common swift), 2584 nucleotides long. RefSeq names its product gem nuclear organelle associated protein 8 (gene GEMIN8). Gene Ontology annotation, cellular component: SMN complex. The record is from RefSeq and is a predicted model, not a curated record. Gene Ontology annotation, biological process: spliceosomal snRNP assembly. The coding region runs from base 167 to 847 and encodes 226 amino acids. The transcript is spliced from 6 exons. NCBI's taxonomy places the organism in Eukaryota, Metazoa, Chordata, Aves, Apodiformes, Apodidae.